Naegleria gruberi is the source of this 881-nucleotide messenger RNA. RefSeq lists its product as uncharacterized. The coding region runs from base 176 to 793 and encodes 205 amino acids. The transcript has a single exon. The record is from RefSeq and is a predicted model, not a curated record. NCBI's taxonomy places the organism in Eukaryota, Heterolobosea, Eutetramitea, Acrasida, Naegleriidae.
AUGUUAACAGCUAAUCCUCCCAACAGUUCCACAACUGUGCAAGAGGAGAAUAGGGUUGGGAAUUCUGAAGGCCCUCCAAAACCAUCAACCGAAUCCCAAACACCUAGAACUAGCACUUCAUCUGGUGAUCAAACACACAUACCUCCAGUCGAUCAAACAAGUGGUAACCAAUCGAAUGAUAAUAUGGACAUUGAUACUGAUCAGACUAUUGGUAAUGAGUUACCAGCAGUCGAAAACAGUACGAUCAGUGAACCAAAGAAGGUUCAAUAUCCUCCUAUUUCAGAUCCUCCAGAAACAAUCGAACAACAGACUGUUUCAGUGGUAUCAGAGAGUAAGGAAAAUCAGCAACAAGAGAAGAAGAUCGAAACUUUUCAGAAAGGGUACUCGCUCCAAAAGACUGAUUCAGAUUCCAAUUACAAAAGACAACCAGGUAGCAACUUCUUCCAGUUCUAUUGUCAGCAAUGAGGCAUUCUUGAAACGAACCAUCUAUUUGUGGCAAGAGAACAAUCAAUACAGCAAGGUAGAGGUUUUUGAUGAUAGAAAAAGAAAAUUGGGAGAGAUGGAACCGAUUGGGCAACAAUUUUAUGUAAUGAGAGGUAACUUUGAUCCAUAUGUCCAUUCUGUCGUUUUACAAAUGCACGUUUCCAAGAAUGUAGUAAAUAGAUUUUUCACUGGCAAUGACAUUAGACCUUGUAUGGUCAUGCUUGGUGAAAGUAGAUAUAGUUUUGCGUUCGACCAAAACCAUACUGUUGGACUUGUAGAAUAUUGCCGUGUUAUAUCUGUAAACAGGUAGAAACAUUUAUGAAAAGUUAGAAAGUUUAUUAACAUCAUUCGUCCAAUCAAACAAAAAACUUGAUCUCUAUUAUGCUGUGACCUUUAUG